Oppia nitens is the source of this 1223-nucleotide messenger RNA. RefSeq names its product ER membrane protein complex subunit 7 homolog (gene EMC7). Gene Ontology annotation, molecular function: carbohydrate binding. The record is from RefSeq and is a predicted model, not a curated record. NCBI's taxonomy places the organism in Eukaryota, Metazoa, Arthropoda, Arachnida, Sarcoptiformes, Oppiidae. Gene Ontology annotation, cellular component: EMC complex. The transcript is spliced from 3 exons. The coding region runs from base 103 to 804 and encodes 233 amino acids.
AUCGAUGACUCUAUUGUUGUGUUUAUGUUUAGUCACACAAACAUUGGAUUAUAAUUUAUAAAUACAUUUAAUUUUAAAUAGUUUUCAAUAAUUAAAUUAGUUAUGAAUUUAUUAGUAUAUAGUUUAGUAUCAAUGUUAUCAUUGAUAACACAAAUAUCACAAAUUAAUUGCAAUAACAUUGAAGUUAUUGGAUCUAAUGAGAUAACUAAUAAUAAUAAGCAUUACACCAUCGAUGGUAAAGUGAUUGUUCACUCAGAUAUGAUUCAAUCGAUGAACCACUUCCUGACCAAUACUAAAGUGAUCGCCAAUUAUGGCCAACACUUUGCUUUUCUCAGAAGCGACGGAUCGUUUUCAAUGACACAUUUGACUCCCGGUUCAUAUCUUCUUGAGAUAUCAAAUCCCGACUACUUUUAUGAGCCGAUUCGGGUGGACAUCAACUCGAAAGGCAAAACCCGCGCCCGAAAAGUCAAUUACAUCCAGACAUCGGCUGUCCAACAGUUAUCAUAUCCAUUGAAAUUCAAAACAAAAGGACAUUUCAAGUAUUUUCAGAUUCGCGAGACGUGGAAAAUCACAGACUUUUUGUUGAAUCCAAUGGUUUUAAUGAUGGUUUUGCCAUUACUUCUGAUUAUGGUUUUGCCCAAAAUGAUGAAUUCGGCCGAUGCCGAUACACAACGGGAGAUGCAAAACAUGCAAAUGCCUAAAUAUGAUGUACCGGAGCUCUCAGAGAUGAUGACCAGUUGGUUCACUGGAGGACCCAAAACACAAAAUACAAAAUCUAAAGAAAAGUCUAAGAAACGACAAUAGCUUUGAUUUAAUUUAGAGUUUUUUUACAAAUACACCAAUUAGUAGAUUAAUUGUUAUUUUAUUUUUUUUGUUAAUUGGAUUUAUUUAUAUAAAGUCACAUUAAAUGGAUUUUUGUUUAUAACCGUAAUAUUUUUUUGAUAACAAUUUUUGUCAAUAUUUAUUUUUAUUUGUUGAUUAUAUGAUAGUUAAUAUUGUUAUUAAGAUUUAAAAAUUUUUUGAAAAUUAUAAAAACAUUUUUUUAAUUGAGGGGAAAAUAAUGAGUCCUUUGAUCUCAGACUAAAUGCUGAUAAUAUGUGACAUAACGUCACCAAUAAAACAAUCAGUUGAUAAUUAAGAGCAAAAAACACAAAAAAUGUUUCAAUUAAUAUAAAUAAUAAAAUUGAUUGUAUUGUAUUGUAUUGUAAUAUACAAUACAAUAU